AUGUCGAGUGCCUUUACCGCCAUUGAUACUCCCUCUGCACUGCUCAACUUCAUCCGGACGUCCACACACUUACCCUCUGAACCCUUGAAUCUGGUGACAAUCACGUCAAUUGAAACAGAGACUAUAUAUCCCACAUGGGUCUAUACGAUAUCUGAUUCCGGGCCUGAUUCCAGCACCACAACCACUGUACUUGACUUCUUGUCGUCAACGCUGAACCCAACACCCGUGACCGUAACUCUGACGACGACUAGGUUGUCGACAACUAAGCAGGACACUAUAAUAUCGACUUCUAGCUCUAUAGCAACAGAUAUUCUGGCACCUCCAGCUUCGACUCUAGUCCCAACAACCUCGGUUCUAUCAAGCCCAACGGGGGACUUUCCUAUUUCGGCAACUUCGGAAUCCACCGAUCUCUGGUAUUCCGAUGCUCCUAGCAACACGUGGAAUCCACCGGUUCCAUUAACUGGCUCGAGUAUAUCUCUUUCAUCGACACUGUCUGUCUUGUCGGAGACAACCAUUGGCUCCAUGAGCUCCAGUAUCUCGGCCAGCUCGAGCACCACACCAUCGAACACACCUUCAAUCCCACCAUUUGUCGGAACCGCCACGAGCGUAGCCUCUUCAGAAACAUCCCAAGCCGAUCAUUCCAGCCCCUCCAAAACUGGAACGGUAGUUGGGAGCAUCAUCGGAGGGUCAGCAAUCACGAUCUUCGCCCUACUAGCCUGCGCACUCUAUAUGCGUCGCCGACGACGAAAACUAGCAACAGAGCGGCUAGACAUCAGGCAGAAACUAAUACGAGGUGACUCAACGAGCUCAUCAAUCAGCCACCAUCAUCACCACCGCUACCACUCCUACCCCUCAAUCCCAGGAAACAUCGGCCUGCGAUCACCCACACUCCCGGUCAUCCCGCUGCAACAGCAGCCCUCGAAUCCAGAUCUAUCCCUGGACAGUAUGUACCUGCGCGGCGAGGGGAGAACACAGGAUCCCUUCGCGGACCCGCCGUCCGCAGUCAUCCAGGUCUCAGCCCCAUCUCGCUCGGUCUCGAUCUACUCCACUUCUUCCCGGGGCGCCGGGCGAGGUGGGCAGGGGUACUGGGACUGCGAGCGCGACGGCGCGGAUACUCUCGCUGUACCGCAUGGAUAUUUGGAUACGCCUAUGAUGCGUGAUAGCAUGCGUAGUGACCCCUUCGAUCUUGACCUUGAGCCUCCGCAAAAUGCUCACCACCGUCGGUCUUCUGUUCCUUCGAUCCCGACUACAUGGGGUGUCAAGUUUUAG
Penicillium robsamsonii is the source of this 1269-nucleotide messenger RNA. RefSeq lists its product as uncharacterized. Lineage: Eukaryota; Fungi; Ascomycota; Eurotiomycetes; Eurotiales; Aspergillaceae. The transcript has a single exon. The record is from RefSeq and is a predicted model, not a curated record. The coding region runs from base 1 to 1269 and encodes 422 amino acids.